AUGAAUCACAGCCCAGCCGCCGGCGGGUCUAAGACCCCGGACAACCGGCAGGUGCACCAGCCCGCGCCGCAUGGAGCCUCCCCGGAGUCGACUCGUGCGAGACCCAGCGGGCGCCUAGAGCCCGGCCGCGUCUGCGCAGAGGAGACCCUCGAGCGGGCGGGGACGGGAGCCGCAGGGCCGCCCGAGUCUGCGCAGAGGAGACACCGAGCGGGCGCCGCGGGGCUGCCCGAGUCUGCGCAGAGGAGACCCCAAGCGGGCGAGGGGGGAGUCCGCCGCGGGAGCUGCCCGAGUCUGCGCAGAGGAGACCCCGAGCGGGCGGGAGGCGUCCACCGCGGGAGCUGCCCGAGCCUGCGCAGAGACCCCGAGUGGUUGCCGCGGGGCCGCCAGAGUCUGCGCAGAGGCGACCCCCGUGCGGGCGGGAGGCGUCCGCCGCGGGAGCUGGCGGCGGGGGCGGGGGGACCGCCGGCUCGGGGAGCGCUCCUGACGCGGGCCGAGCCGGGGUUGCGCGAUGGCCGCCGUGGAGGGGGCCGCGGCGGAGUGGGAGGCUGGGGUGGCCUGGAGUUAGAUGCUACUUGCUACUUGUGUGCUGAUGAUCCUGACAUCUUUGUCUGCAUACCAGAUGUUCCUCCUGGGCUCCGGAACUGUUGGCCCAUCGGCUCUGCAGGCAUUUCUCCUGGAUGCCUCACAGAUCCAGAGAUCAGGAAUAACAUAAAGGGCCAGAAGUCAAAGAUGAACGUACCUGGAGACAAAGAUCCAGCAAGGGUUGUAUCCAAAGGAUGCCAGAGACUGAUCCGUCAGGAGCGUGGGUUGGUUGAAGCUGCUGACCCUGUGGUCAGGUCAUUGAGGCAUUGGGUGAGCCCCUCACAGGAUGCGGGGGGGCUCCCCGCUUCCCAAGGGAGAGCUAUCAAGGAAGUGAAUCUCAUUCCCGCAAAAGCCAUCGCAGGAGAGAGAGGCCACGGAUGUAAUGGGAGAGAAAGGACACUUUCUACAGGAGAAAGAUCCCACAGCGGAGAAGCCUGUGGUGAGAGAUUCCAGCAGACGGCAGAGGUCACCCAGCGCCAGAAAACUGGUAACGUGAAGAAAACCCAUCAAUGUCAGGAAUGUGGGAAAACGUUCAACCGGAGCUCAAACCUGAUCAUCCACAAGAGAAUUCACACGGGGAGGAAACCCUAUAUGUGUGACGAAUGUGGGAAAGACUUCAACCAGAGUUCAAAUCUCAUUAUUCAUUAGAGAAUUCACACAGGGAAGAAACCUUACCUGUGUUGCGAGUGUGGGAAGGACUUCAACCAGAGCUCCAACCUGGCCAGGCACCAGCGGAUCCACAGCGGCGAGAACCCCUAUCAGUGCCAGGAGUGCGGCAAGGCCUUCCGCGGGAGCUGCAGCCUGGUCCUGCACCAGAGGACCCACGGCGGCGGCGGGAAGCCUUUCGCGUGCCACGAAUGCGGCAAGGCCUUCAGCCAGAGCUCGGACCUGGUCAUCCACCACAGAGUUCACACUGGAGAGAAGCCGUACGAGUGUGAGUGCGGCCAGAGCUUCAGCCAGAGUUCACACCUGGCCACACACCAGAGGACCCACACCGGGGUGAAGCCCUUCACGUGCCCUGAGUGUGUGAAGGCCUUCAGACAGCGUGCACGCCUCACCGAGCACCAGAGGCUGCACAGCGGGGAGAGGCCCUAUGCGUGUGGCGGGUGUGGAAAGGCCUUCAGCGGGCGCACGGCUCUGCUCAAGCACCAGAGGCUGCACGUGGGCCAGGACGCGGGCCAGCUGGGACAGCAGAAAACAGAGAGGGAGGAGAAGCCCUAUGAGUGUACAGAGUGUGGGAAAACCUUCCAGGGAAGCUCAGACCUCAUCCGGCACUGGAUAAUCCACACCGACGAGAAGCCCUACGAGUGCAGGGCCUGCAGGAAGGCCUUCAGCCAGAGCUCACACCUGCUCACGCACCAGAAAAUCCACACCGGGGAGAAGCCAUAUCCAUGCGGUGAGUGCGGGAAAGCCUUCCGGCAGCGCUUACUCCUUGUCCAGCACCGAAGAAUCCACACCGGGGAGAAGCCCUACGAGUGCGGGGCCUGCGGGAAGCCCUUCAUCUGGCGCACAGCCUUUCUCAAACACCAGAGGCUUCACGCUGCAGAGAAACCCCAGGGAUGCGGGAGGACACUGAGCCAGGACCAGGUGCCUGGGGAUGAGCGGGGAACUCAUGGGGAAGAGAGAGCGCCCCGGUGCAGCCAGCAUGCCAGAACCUUCCAGGGCAGCUCGGACUUCGUGGGACCUCCAGUGACUCGCGCAGGAGAGAAGCCCCAUGCGUGUGCAGAGUGUGGAAAAUCCUUCCAGCAGAGCUGCACAAGGCACCUGAGAAUCCACAGCGGGGAGAAGCCUUACCCCUGUGCUAAAUGCGGGAAGUCCUUCAGGGGCAGCUCCGACCUCAUUAAACACCACCGCAUGCACACGGGAGAGAAACCCUACAAUUGCCCUGAAUGUGGGAAGGCCUUCAGUCAGAACUCCUACCUUCUCAGUCACCAGAGGAUCCACACUGGAGAGAGACCCUUUGAAUGUGGCGCUUGUGGGAAGGCCUUUGGGGGGCGCAUGGCCUUCCUUAAACACCAGCGGCUGCACCCCGGGGAGGGGCCGGGGCGCAGCGACAGAGCCCACAGACAAGACUUGGAGGUGAUGGAACCCUAAGGGGCCCAGGGCACGCCUGAGGGAGGCCAUUCUUAUUGCACUGUCAAGGUGUUUGUCACUAGAAAGCAUCUGGAGGCAGGAAGACAUCAGGGCACCGCGUCAGGCGGGAAACCGGAGUGUAACCAGGCGACAGAGCUCGGAUUUACAGGCUGUCCUUCUGACUCUGAGUUGACACUGGAUGUGGUCCCCGGGAUGUAAUCACUGGACGAUGUUUCAGGGGAUGUCUACUGUCAUUAAAGUCGUUAGAAGUCACCGUGGCAACAGCCCCAGAACUAAAUUCUUCAUGAAAGGAGCCAUUUCAGCCCUGACACCCUGGUCCAGGGACAGGUCUAAAUCUGCUUUACGUACUUUAGGGGUGGUUCCCAUUAGGGAUGUGCUUUAUAUGUGUGUCUCCCCCUCUUCUCGUCCUUACACACGUGUGAUGAUGCUAACUGCAAUGAUCCACGAACUGGGAGGAAGCCACAAUGACAGGAGGACAGCUGGACACCAAGACAAGGGCCAGAGGAGGGUGUCCCGCAGAGAAAGCGGGGUGUCCUCUGGUAGCCCCAGGAGAUAGGAGAGCAGGUGUCAGGGACAGAAUCAGAGCAUGCACCAGGGCACAGCGUAGAGGUAGCCUGAGUGGGGAGGAAGUCUACUGCAAAAGAUCAGGGGACUGUAGGGGCAGUGUUUUUGUCUCGACCCAGGGCUUUGCAAGGGGGCAUAACUGGUUUGAGAAUUGGAAGGGCCAAGUGGAACCCUGGAGCUCACGAAGCCUGGUGAUUAGGCUCCACCCAUCUGGACUGUCAUGGCCAAUCAGCACUAGGCUUUUCCAACCUGGGUGGUCACGGCCAGUCA
Molecule: messenger RNA, 3510 nt
Organism: Callorhinus ursinus (northern fur seal)
Lineage: Eukaryota; Metazoa; Chordata; Mammalia; Carnivora; Otariidae
Gene: ZNF594
Product: zinc finger protein 594
Biological process (GO): regulation of transcription by RNA polymerase II
Cellular component (GO): nucleus
Molecular function (GO): DNA-binding transcription factor activity, RNA polymerase II-specific; RNA polymerase II transcription regulatory region sequence-specific DNA binding
Source: RefSeq, a predicted model, not a curated record